This is a messenger RNA of Yamadazyma jaroonii, 405 nucleotides long. The record is from the annotation of a GenBank genome assembly. Lineage: Eukaryota; Fungi; Ascomycota; Pichiomycetes; Serinales; Debaryomycetaceae.
AUGUUUAAAAGAUUAACUCAACGUCAAUUCGUUAGAUUCAACUCAUUAGGUGUUUCUAAACACAUCAAUGAAGCUGCAUUCCACCCAUCAAAAAUCAACAAAGCUGCUGGUGAAGCUUUCGUCAAAGAAUACACCGAAAAAGUUCAUCACUCGGAAGCCGUCACUAAAUUAUGGAAAAGAAUCACUUACAUUGUUGCUGUUCCUGCUUUAAUAGCCACUGCUAUCCCAGUCAUCAACAUUGAAUUAAAACACGCUAAACAUAGAGAACAUUUAGCUCACCUUCCAGAUGAAGAAUGGCCAGUUCAAUACGAUUACCAAAACAUUAGAUCAAGAAACUUCUGGUGGGGUGAUGGUGACAAGACUUUAUUCUGGAACUCAUCCGUCAACAGACACAUUACUGAAUAG